Molecule: messenger RNA, 1356 nt
Organism: Sorghum bicolor (sorghum)
Lineage: Eukaryota; Viridiplantae; Streptophyta; Magnoliopsida; Poales; Poaceae
Product: collagen alpha-1(I) chain-like
Exons: 8
Coding region: 1-1356 (451 amino acids)
Source: RefSeq, a predicted model, not a curated record
AUGGUGACAGAGGCCCCCCAGAAGUGGGUGUGGGGUGCUCCGGCCAAGGACCAGAAGAGGCUUGCCCCGCUUCUUGCGGGGCUUCAGAAGCUGCGAGAGGCCCGAGUCACUGCGACCACGGUGGCAAUAGCGUUCCAUAAGAGGAGCCUGCUUCCGCUGGCGCAGCGCCGGGGGAUCGGGGCCGUCAAGGACUCCCUGCCCCCUGUCCCGGAGGACAAAGAGAUCCGGGCCAAGAAUCGGGCCCGGAACGAGGAGCAAAAUAAGGUCAAGGAAGGGAAGAAAGCUAAGGCGGCGCGAAGGGCGGAGAGACGGGAGGUCGCCUCCAAGAGCCGCCUCCCUCCUGCCGGGGGGAUCGAGGCCCCGGAGGGGUCAAAGGCCCAAGGUGGGUCGGAGACCCCCGAGGGGACCCAGGCGCCGGGGGGCGGGCAGCCCGUCCCCCACAUCGUUGUGGACGACGAGGACAGCGUCCCUCGUGAAGAUUCAGCCCCCGUGGGCCUCCAAGAGGUGGAGAAGGCGUCGGAGGCCGAGCCCGAGGAGGCCCCUCAAUCGGUAGCGCCGGAAGGUCCGGCCGAGCCCACCCCAACGUCCGGGACGGGAGCUAGUGCCCUCGUGGAGGUGUCGCAGGCCGGGGCCAUCGUGGUGCCCCCUGCGCCGUCGGCAGGUGAGGUGGGGGUCCGGCCGUCGGCCCCUGGUGCCGCGGGGGACCCCCAAGGAGCCCCGGGCUCCCAUAAGAAGUCUGCUCCCCGGGCGAGGCCUGCGUCGCCGCCGCCUCCAGGCUACGAGGAGGCAGGGCGCCACCAGGGGCAAGACACGGGGGCGCCAAAGGCCCAAGGGCCGGAGAGGACGGCCCUUGCCCCCGGGGCUGCGCCUCCUUCGGGAGAUGCUGAUCUGGGGGGCGCGGGCCAACCCGCGCAUACCGAGGAAGGGCGAGCCAUCGUGGUGUCCAGCGCGGCGCCCGAGGCCCCCGCGGCGGGAAGGGAGGAGGAAGCCGGAUGGGGCAAGAGUCCCGGUUUGGAUGCGUGUGGGCGCGUCGGUGUCGAGGCCCUUAACCGAGCUACCCAGCUCGUGGGUCGUGACAUGUUUAAUUUGGCUCAGGCGCUCAAGGCCACCUCCCAGGAGAAGUCGACCGACUUGGCCGGGACUCUGAGCCAGGUGUCCCGCUGGCAUCAGAGCUCGGCGGAGUACGAGAAGCGCGCCAAGGUCUGUGAGGGCUACGUUCUCCCGGAUGAUGAGACUGAGGCCCAGGAGGAGGUGCAGAGGCUUGAGGAUGCCGUGGCUGCCCCCGGAGAUGCCUUGGCCACCUUCUUUGACGACGAGGUGGAGCUUCCACCCCUUGGGGCUCGAGGACCUGAGUAG